AUGUCUUCAUCACAAGAGCCACUAGCUCUGCCAGACAUUAUCGUCGUCAAGAAGCUUGAGGUGCGCAUGAUCGUCGGCGUAGACAACUGGGAGCGUGUCCAAGCUCAACCCGUCACCAUCGAUGCGCGAGUCCACACGGAUGUCUCCAUGGCAGGCAAGUCGGAUCAUCUUCCCUACAGCAUCCACUACGGUAUUCUUGUCAAGCAACUCGAAGCACACUGUGCCACUCAUCCCUAUAGAAGUCUUGAAGCCCUUGCGGAAGGUCUCGCCAAAGUGUGCAUCUUUGUUCUUCAUGCUCCCAAAGUCACCUUGAACGUCGAAAAGCCUCGUUCCCUUCUUCAUGCUGCUUCUGCUGGCGUCCAGAUUGCACGUACUUCUGCCGACUACAUGCUCGGCAACACAUAUCCUGUUCCAUCGGAUAUAGAUCCCACCCAACACUUGGACGAACUCAGGCUUUUUCCAUCUUCCACGCUCGCGCUCGACGACAAGGUCAUUGUGCGUGACUUGGUCAUCAAUACCAUUAUCGGUGUCAAUCCUUGGGAACGAGAGGACAAGCAAAAUGUCAAGCUCAACAUCCUUGUCUACUCGGGCUUGUCUAGAGCAAAAGAGGCCAACAGUGCAACAGCUGGUCUCUUUGACGUGGUAAACAAGCAGCACAACUAUCGCACCAUCGUUCGCAGUAUCUCUGCUUACGUUGAAGCAAGCUCUUACAAAACCGUAGAGAGUCUUGCUACCUCGAUAGCAAGAGUUGCUGUUAUCCAAAACAAGGUCGAAAGGAUCCGAGUCAGUGUCGAUAAGCCGAGUGCGAUCAUGUUUGCAAGCAGUGCAGGCGUAGAGGUGGAAAGAAGCCGCAAAUUCUUCGAACAAGAGGCCUUACAAGAGGAGCAACCUGUAAAAGCGCAGAACCGUGGCUCUGUUGCUCCUACGCCAAGCAAUGUGCCGCUCGCUGAAUCAGCGAGCCAGCAAACCAACUCGUACAGCGCUAUAUCCGCAGUCGCAGUCGAGCAGGGCUGGCAUGUCGCUGCCAUUGCCCUCGGCUCCAACGUCGGCGAUCGGGCAGCAAACAUCGAAGCUGCAGUAGAGGCGCUUAGCGAAGCGCGAGACUGCCUUCUCGUCGACACAAGCUUCCUUUACGAGACUGCACCCAUGUACAUGCUUGAUCAGCGCAACUUUCUCAACGCUGCCUGCCGCAUUGCUACCAAGUUGAGCCCACACGACCUGCUCAGCCUCACUCAAUCCAUUGAAGUCAAGCUCGGUCGCGACAAGACCGGCGUGCCCGACAAAGGCCCUCGCUCGGUGGACCUCGACAUCUUGCUGUAUGACAACCUCGAGAUCGACGAUGUACCUAAACUCAUCCUUCCUCAUCCAGGCAUCAAGGAGCGAGAGUUUGUUCUCCAACCGCUCAAAGACAUUCUCCCUGACUUUGAACACCCAUCUUACUCACGCACCAUGUCACAACUUCUCAUCAUGCUCCAGAAAUCACCCGACUACGAGCCGAGUGGCGUUUGCAAAGUACUUCCCAUCCCUUCUCCAAGCACACGUUCAUUGACAUUGACAAAAGACACUAAGACAUGGACAUGGGGCUCCAAGACUUUCAUCAUGGGCAUCAUCAACGCCACUCCCGACUCGUUCUCAGAUGGUGGCGACAAUCUCGUUGCUGGUGAUGCCGUUCGUUCUGCAAAAGCCAUGGUGGCGCAAGGUGCGGAUGUUCUCGAUGUCGGCGGUAUGAGCACAGCUCCCAAUGCGGCCGAGGUCGAUGCUGACGAAGAGGCUUGCCGCGUUGUUUCUGUGAUCAAGGCAAUUCGUGAUGCAGGCAUUACCACUCCGAUCUCGGUCGACACGUUCAGAGCUUCGGUUGCAGAGGCGGCUCUCGCCGCUGGCGCUGACAUGAUCAACGACGUCUCCGGAGGCGAGCGCGAACCUGCCAUCCUACAAGUAGCAAGGAAGUGGAAAUGUCCCUACAUCCUCAUGCACAUGCGCGGCGAUAGCAAGACCAUGAACGGACUCGUUCAGUACGAAGGUGGUGACGUUGUUGCUGGUGUUCGUGCGGAGCUGGAAGCCCGACUAGAUCGAGCCCUUCGGGCAGGCGUGCGUAGGUGGAACAUUGUGCUCGACCCAGGUAUUGGAUUCGCCAAGGACAGCGCUGGUAACCUCUCGCUUCUUCGCGAUCUAGCCAGACUCACGCAGCCCGAGUCUGUGGCCAAGUCCACCAAGGGCAGGGACGUCGCUUUCUCCGGUGCAACAACACCAGCCGCCCUGGACGGCAACGCAGCUGAUUCGAUCUCUGCCGCUUCGCCGAACGCUUUGACAGCACGAGGCGCUCCCGACUCGAUUCGUGACUCGAUCACAAGGCCAUGCUGCUCCCUCGCAUCCUUCCCAACUUUGAUCGGUGUAUCGCGCAAAAAGUUCCUUGGUCACAUGACGGGUAAGCAGGAUCCGAAGGAGCGAGUCUAUGCCACCGCAGCGGCUUGCACUGCUGCCAUAGCGGCUGGCGCCGACGUGCUCAGGGUGCACGAUGUCGAGCAAAUCGGUGAGGUUGCCAUCACCUCUGAUGCCAUCUAUCGUCAUUGA
Messenger RNA from Ustilago hordei, 2571 nucleotides. RefSeq lists its product as uncharacterized. The record is from RefSeq and is a predicted model, not a curated record. The transcript has a single exon. Lineage: Eukaryota; Fungi; Basidiomycota; Ustilaginomycetes; Ustilaginales; Ustilaginaceae. Gene Ontology annotation, cellular component: mitochondrial envelope. Bases 1 to 2571 code for a protein of 856 amino acids. Gene Ontology annotation, biological process: tetrahydrofolate biosynthetic process. Gene Ontology annotation, molecular function: 2-amino-4-hydroxy-6-hydroxymethyldihydropteridine diphosphokinase activity; dihydroneopterin aldolase activity; dihydropteroate synthase activity.